Messenger RNA from Dinoponera quadriceps, 10220 nucleotides. RefSeq lists its product as uncharacterized. The transcript has 4 exons. The coding region runs from base 1 to 1026 and encodes 341 amino acids. The record is from RefSeq and is a predicted model, not a curated record. Lineage: Eukaryota; Metazoa; Arthropoda; Insecta; Hymenoptera; Formicidae. Gene Ontology annotation, cellular component: chitin-based extracellular matrix. Gene Ontology annotation, molecular function: structural constituent of chitin-based larval cuticle.
AUGAAGAAGAACGCAUCUUUUGUCCUUGUCUGCUGCUUGAUCGCGACUGGCUUCGCCAAGCCGCCGGUGUACCUCGGUUAUCAGGAUAGCCUGGGUCAAUACAGUUUCGGCUACAGUGCGCCGGGCUCGGCUAGGUCGGAGGUCAGAACGUCCAAUGGCGCGACCAGAGGCACUUACAGCUAUGUCGACAAGGCCGGCGUGAUCCAGAUUGCGCACUACGUCGCCGACGGCGAGAACGGAUUCCGAGUGGUCGCCACGAAUCUGCCGCAGGCUCCGCUUCCGGUGCAGGACACGCCGGAAGUGAUGGCCGCGCGCACGGAGCACCUUCAGGCUCUGGAGAUGGCGACGAAGAGGGGGGAGGCGCAAAGCCAAGAGGAGAAUCUGGAAAACGCGCGGCGAACCGAAGGAAAGCUGGCCGACGCGAAUCCUGACGAAACGCGGGAACAACCGAGCCCAGAUGCCAAAUCUGCGGGAGGCACGGUGAAAGAGGAAGAAAGGAAGCAAGCAUCGGACGGUGCGGAGAAAGAAAGCGACGAGAGUCUGCGAGCGGUCGCCUCCAGAAACGAUGUUGAUCGGAAAAGUGAGAAGAAUCAGGGCCAGGAAUCCAAUAGAAGGAUGACGCAGGAGAUCAUUGGCGGCGCAAACAUCCCAGCGAUUCCAUUAAUCUCCUCUCACGUGCUGUUACCUCAGGCAGCGGACGAACGCGCGGUGCCGGUAUUUCGGAUCACCCAUGGAAGCCACGAGAUCGAGCCUUCCGCCAUACCGGAGUCAUCGAUCGCGCAAGGUCACCGUGAUUAUGCUUCCGGCACGCCAGCGGGGACGGCCCUGAAGAGCGCAACAGUCUCGACCAAAAAAGCCGCAAUGCCGAAGGAGCAGAUCUCUUCGCAGGGUUCGAACGACCAAGCUGAGCCCGUGAACACUCUGAUAGCACCAUUGAACGUGAUCCCGCUGAGUUCCUCGUAUUCGAGUUUCAUCAGAUACAUAUCGCCGACAUCUCUUCACUACGUCACCUACAACGUCCUGUGAACGAGCAGCAUCGAGAACGCGAUCGAUUAUCCUCUACGUCAAACUUCUGAGGAUCUCAGAAACGAAAGAACAUUUUCCGCUCCAAACAUGCUCGCUUUGAAGCGUCUCGGUUUUUCCAAAAUACGCUUCAUGUCACUGAGCUUCCCAGUGAUCGACAAUCACUCCCGAAGGUCAUCAUCGGCAUUAAUCCCGUAUCUCGAGAAAUGUGUAAUCGCGCGGUGAGCAAAUAAAAGAUUCUGAACGCAGCCUGAAAAUAAUCGAGUCGCGUCGGUUCUUGCGUUUGUCAAGAUAUUUUUAUUCUUCUUUACAAAAUAAUGCAGGAUGUGGUCGGACAAUACAACGGAGUAGUACGCGUAUUAUAAUCGACACUAAGGAUAACGAUAAUGAAAAUCAGUAUCGUCGUCGCCAUCGCCGCCAUCGUCAUUUGUCGCACUAGUGGAAUCACUCGUUUACACUUAUCAACGUAAAGUAAUAUUAAGUAUAAUGCGUAGACGCGAAGUUUCGUCAAAUGUCGCGGCGAGUCUUCCUGGUGUCGAGUAGUAUCGGAUAUGCGUCGAAGCGGACCGGAUAUCGUGACGUUGAAACGAAAAGAGGAUCUUCGGUUACUUCGAGCGACAAGGCGCGCCGAAGUAGCCGAAGAGGCCGCAGGAUCGACGCGUCACUAAUCGCGAACUUCGUUCAGAUAUUCGCGAAAUCUCACUUCUUCGUGUUGUCCGGACAGACAACCGGAUGUCGCUUCGACACACUCCGGGUCACUCGAGCGGAAGGUCUCACCGCGAUACCUCGCGAUACUUGCGCGCUCUACCUCGAUGGGAACGAUGUAAAUAAUGCCUGAAAGCAAGCGCAGCUCCUUACAGCCGAAGUGUAAGUAGAUGGGAACCUAAUUCGAAAGUAAAAAAGUAAUGAUAAUAAUAAUAAUAAUAAUGAUGCUCGAUGAUAACGAUUAAAUAACUACUACAACGCUACUAUGUGACAACCGCUGCGUACACUGUACCAGUUAGAACGAAUUACAUUUAAUCACUUUAAUUACGUUUAGGGAAUUCUCAGACGAAACGAUUCACAGGACGAGAAAAGUGCCUCGCGCCGAGUUCCGCGUGAUUCCGCUUAAAAGAGCUCCUCGUCGGAUUCCUCCUCGACGGAUGCUCGGGCGCGGGGCGAAUACUAAUUUAAGUAAAACAGCUGGCGAUUCGGGGACAACGUUUCACUUUUCCUCUUCUCCAUCGAGAACACAACGAUCGAUUCGCCGGAUGUGCUCGUUCUCUCCGGACGUUAGCCGGGAGAGUCAACCGGUCCGCUUUUACUGGCCCGAUUUGCAACGUAAACGCGCCGAGAAGAAGCCGAUCGUAGUUGCAAAAGAUCCAACAGGCUGCGUCCUCGCGGACGAUUUCGGUCUCGCAGAGGCCUCGUGUCCUGCGAUUCGUUACCACGGCCGAACGAAUCCCGAGACCUGCAAUGAGCUCGUGCCGUCCGCGAUCGGUACCUCGCCGUCAAUCUGUUUCGUCCAGCUUGUAAAACGACGAUCGUUCCUACUUCGCAACUACAACCGCUUCUCGUGCACGCGUCAAGCGUCGCGAUACUAAGACCGUUCUUAUCGCGAUAACGGCGUAAUCGACACGGUGAUCAAUUGAUACGGUAUAAGGCGGAAAUAACGGGAACGACAGCGAUCUUGAGACACGUCAAUACGACCCGUCAAUAUCGACCUACGUCGUUUCUUCGACAGUGUAACACAAUGUCAACGACUAAUAAUUGUAAUAAUAAUAAUAAUGAUGAUGAUGAUAAUAAUAAUAUUAAUUGUAAUUGAUAUCUACGUCGUCUCUUCACGCCCCGCCGUUGCCGUUCUUCUUCUUCUAUACAUAACAUUCUCUUUUACAUAUAUAUAUUUAUAUAUAUAUAUAUAAAUCUAAAUUUUAAUAUAUAUUUAUAAUGUUCAUAUAUUUAUAUAUAACACACUCGUUCUAGACGUCAAACGCAUUGACUUCGAAGCUCGGAUGAUCGACACCCUCCGAUCCUUCGUCGCGCGUACUUUGUUUUUUCUUUAUUUUCUUUUUUCUACUUACUAUCCGCCCAUCACUUGCUCGGGCCCCUCUAUUCUCAACCCCCUUCUCCAAUAUGCAUUCGCUAUGCCGCUAUCAAACGGUGGAAAAUGUUACCGAUUGCGACGACAGGAUAAUGCAUAAUAACGUAACGUCACGGUGUACGGCGAAACGUUACGCUCAUAUACGCUCUUCACGAAUUGUGAUACUUCGUUUCAGCACGUGCACUUUAAAUCAGAAGACAUCUCAAAGUAUUCGUUUACAACCUGCCCGCGCGGAUAUACGUAUUAUUUGUACCUGUGAGCUCGCCGCGACGUUUCCCUAACGAUUUUGAUUGCGAUCGAUCGCAAAAUGCGAAUUCGCUGCAGUUGCAUCGAAGUUGCGUCUCUCCCUUCCCCUCUUUCUCUCUCUUUUUCUGAAUUUUUUUCAUUUUUCUUCUUUUUCAUCCCCCCCUCACUCUCUCUUCCUCUUCUCUUCACAAAUUGUUCGUCGAUUACGGCGAAAAUUCUCCGAGCUGAACGUUAUGAAAAUAAGUUACUUUCGCUUCUCCCUGAAAAGCUAAUUUCAUUAACCCGUGCGCGGUUUCAAAGGAGACUCUGUGAUAUACCAUUGACUCACGUCAAUCCGAGCAAAUUAUAUCCAGAAAACAGGAUAUAGAAUUUAUUACAGGCAUGAAUUGCGAAUAUCUCUCGCCGCGAUACUCGUUCGUCACUGUACAUGGCGCAACAAUCGGAGAAAAUACUUGGUGCAAGAGAUAAAAUAUUCACUUAACGUUACGUGAGCAACAUUAAAACAAUAAUUCCCAAGUUUCUCUACUUCACAAACGACUUCCGCCCGAUCGUCACUGCCGUUUUCUCCUCCCGAUCGUUUUCGAAUCAAUGUCGAUCGCUGCCUUCGACCGAAAGUUUCCCAACGACACUUCGCGACGGCGAAGCUGCGACCUUUUCGUUUAGGGAGGGCAUCGCUAGAAUCGGUCGAAAGAAAUCUCGUGAGCGGACGAUUCCGGAAUGAAAGAGAGAUUCCUGCGUCACUCUGCAAUCGGAGGCUGAGUCAAGAUUCUUCGCAUUAAAAUUCACCUCGAAUGCGACUAUGCGCCUCGCUAUAAUCCCUUCGGACGCGUCACGCUCGCUUUUCUUCGAUAUCACGGCGUGUCUCUCUUUCUCCUCUCUUCCGGUUCACGUGGAAUUUCUGCUUCCUCUUAAACGAAAAAAUGAAUUAAGCGAUCGGGCCGACGCGCGCUCGAUUUUCCACGGAAAAUCCGCAACUUUGAGAAUUCCGCCGCGAUCGAGUCGUCGGUGUCGAUGUGAACGAAAGAACGAGGUGAUUCUCUCGCGAUCGACUCGCGUAAACAACGUCAUCGACAACUCGUGAGACACCUUCGCCUUUUCGCCUGUAAAAGUCUCGCGGCUUGAUUCGUCUCACGCGAUUCUUUUACUCGAGAAGUCCAACGGUGGUCAAGACUAGUCUCGCGGUUCUUCCUCGGUCGAAUCGAUUCGAAAAUCGACGCGGCACGCGGCCUGUCGGGAAUAUCCAUAAUAUUUCUUUUUCCUCUUAUUUAUACUUUUUUUUUUUUUUAACUACACCUCGCGAAACUACUGUCGACUUACCUGGCGACGAUAAAAUUUAUUAUUUAAUAUUUUCUAUCUCUCUUUCUCUCUCGCUCUCGUUCUCGCGCUCUCUCGCUCUUUCACUCUUGCUUUCUGUAUAAUGUUUUGCUAUUAUUAAUCUCCCUCUCUCCGCAUAUACAAUGUAUACGAGUAUGACUGUAUAGCUGUGUACGUGUACGUGUAUGCACGCGUGUGUGUCCGCCGCAGCGUACGCACGUGUGUGGGUGUAGUAAUUAGCUCGUCCUGACUUAAUAAUAACGCAUCGACGAUCUCGAUUGACUAUGGUCGAAAGGCGCGCGCGUUUCGUCGCACGCUAAUUAUGGACAAUUGACUUCGUACUCGUUUCUCGCGAGAAGGAGAAAAAGAAAGGAAGGAAAGCACAAUCAUCCUCGACGUCGAACAGCUCUAUUUUUCUUGUGUCAUUUUCUCCCGAACAGUCCCGUCGCUGAUUCUUGCGUCUGAAAAUUCGCGAGGAAAGAAUAUGCUCUCUCCGGAAGAAGAAGAAGAAGAGGAAGAAGAAAUCGUUGGAGAGCGAGGUCAUUGUCACUGAUCAAGAAAAGAACGCGUACGCCCGCCAACGAUAAACUCAAUGAAGAAAAGAAGUGACAAGUUGAGCGAAAUUCGACGUCGGUGAAAGAAGCGUGAAUUCUCAAACGCAAUACAUAAAUCAUCCGUUGCGUAACGACGGUAAUUAAAAACAUUGCGAAUCGCGUUAUCUGCGGUGUUUCGAUGGAAUACUGCUGGGAAUACUGUUGUAUGGUUCUCUCGUUGUGUCUAACUUUCGAGAAGGAAUCGUUAGAUUAGCUGUGGCUCGUGAACGCGGCGAAAUAUCCUUUUAAUAAUACUGUUUCAUACGCGAAUGUCUGCUGCGUGAGUUUUCCUUAAAUACUGACAGUAAUAUUUCGAUAGCGCUAAAAGAACGGCUAAAACGUGAAUUACGUUAAUGGAAAAAGAUCCCGUUGGAAAGAUCUAUUAUUACCGAUUGUACUAGUAAAAUUACACAUCACAUGAUUAUUAAUUGAUCGCGACUUAAUUUUUAACGUUUAAUCCUUUCACUUACGUCGUCAAUGAUCUCACGCUUAGAAUGUAAAUUCGACUAAUUUAUAAUGUAUCGUCCAUAACUCGAUACGAAUAGAGAUACGAAUGAAAAAGUUUGCUAAUUCCGCGUUUUUUUUUUGUCAUCUUGCCGCCUUGAACGAACGACUCGUUACGAGAAUACUCCUAAAAACUACGGUAAAAGAUCUACCGAAGAAACGUCGACGUUGUUCCUAUUCCUUCGCAAACUCCAUCCUCCUCCUCAUCGCGUAUAAUUAUUUGCAGCGUAUCGCUAAACUCUUGUCUGUCUAGUAGUACUCGUCGAGCAACGAAAUUUACGAGUGCACCUGUUUUUCCCGUAUUUUUCUUUUUGUAGAUUCAGCUUAUCACAGUCGGAGCUUAAAUAUUAAGUACAUGCGCGUGCAUUCGUCGAUCCCUCUGUCUUGAUAAAUUGUAAAUGAUCAGUUUUCGAAAACCCUUGGUCGAGUACUCCCUUUAAAGCUAUCGUAGGUAUCGAUAAUUAAGUGAGAAUUGCGCAUUUCAGCAUCGUUAUCUGUUUUUUACCGUUUUUCCUUUUCUGUAAAAUAUCUCAUUUUUCCUCCACCUCAUAGCCGAAGCUGCUGCGUCUCGUACUCGGGCGUGAUCGUGCAAAGUAACAAAGUGGAACGUUCCGAAAUUCUCGAGACGUCACAUCCGCCUAGAUCUCUUUUCGUGUUUCUUUUCGAAAUCAAUCGGAAGCGAGAGAGAAAUUCGUCGAUACGCUGCAAGCAGAUGAGACUCGGGACGUACCGUUUCUCACGAAAGAAUGAGACCUCCGAUCUUCUCACCGGACGAAACGAAGAAUAGUUAGAAGUUCGCUGACACCUACACGUUAAACUACGUUAAUUUGGCUAAUCGUUAGUAUCCACCGCUAUUCUCUCUCUCUCUCUUGCUCUUUCCGCUAAUCUGGGAACACUGAGAUACAGGGACUUAUAUACAUACACUGUAUACCUCGAUCUCGCUAAUAUGCUAUGAUACAAUCUAUCUAAUUUAGUGACCGUCUUGUCGCCUUGUCGGCGAAUUUCGGCGUUAUCAACGUAGAUGCGACUCCGCUAGAAAAGAAGACAGUCGGUUCCCUCGUGAAUAUUCCGACGGCGAUCGGAGAAUCGUGUUCAUUACUUUUGCCUACCAUACGACGCGCACGAAUGUACACCAUUCGCCUCAUCCGUUCCUUUACCGAAUAAAGCGCAUGAUCUGAAAAUCCUCAAGUUCGCUUAACUUACUCGCACGACGAGAGGCCUUCGACGGCUCGAUUGUCGCGCGCGUGUCAUCACACAUACAGCGAUUUUGACGAGCGACGAUUAGUCGAUUAAUUAGACCGAUCAUUGUCCCGCGUGUGAGAGUCAGUGGAGUCUCUUCAUUCUCAGGGUGAUGAUUUCGAAUAAUGAGCCGGACGCGGAUGCUGAACUCGUACAUAUCUAGAAUACGGUCUAACUAAGUGUACUGCUGCUUGCGAGUGUCGAUGACGGUGUGUACGUGGUUGUAUGUAAACGUGUGUGUCUGGUGGUGUAGCACAAUGAUGUACAUAGGACAGCACCAUGCAGGAGAAAGAUUUCGUCCAGAAGCCGGAAACUACAAUGUCACUGUUCGCAUGUCGCUCUUGAUUCGACGGCUACGCGUGCUUUCGAAAAUUCUUUUUCACUCUUCGCGCGAUAUGGAAAACGAUGGGAGAAGAUACACCGAUAUGCAGUAAGAGAUCGAAUUGUUGUAGAAAAUUUUACGUGCUGCAUUUAUACGGCUCGUUUCUACGUAAUCAAUACAAGGCAAUUUGAUUGUCACAUAUUUCAUUUAGUUCUCAUGGAGUAAUAAGUCUGAUCGGCCGCGAGAAAGUUUGUUCUCGCAAACAGCGAUAUCGUCGUCGAACUAACAGCGACAUAAUAGUGCCUCAGUGAGUGUCCACGUGCUGAAAAGAUCAAAGUUUCGAGUGAUAGCAGUAACAGUAGAAUUAUAGUAACAGUGGUAGAAUAGUAAUAGUAGUAGUAGUAGUAGAGUAGGCCGUUCGAAGUAGAUGGCGAAGGGGAAGACGACGACAGGCAGUAGCAUAACGAUAGUUCGAUGAUUAGUUUGAGCUGGAAGAGAAGUCGUCAGGAGAAGAGAAAUCGAAGUGAAUCUAAAAGAAAUAAACGAAAGUCAGUGAGACGAAUAGAAAACGUCGAUCUCUCGAUUAGGAAAAAUCAUUCCUAAAUCAAUUACACCGUUAGUUGAAGUAUGCACAAUCGAAGUCUAGGAGUCUCUAAUCACUUCGCUGAAUCAAAUCUAAAUCAAAUCUACUCGCGACACAAUCGAAUUGGUGCGGUGUUUGCGGGAAGAAAAGAAAAAAAUGAACAUACUACUCGAUCGCAAACGGGGAGAAAAUUAUAUUCAACGGAACUCCAUUGGAAAUCGAAUCUAUCUGUACUAACACAUACAUUAUCGCUACAGUUGUCAACGGAGAUCGCGAUUGCAAGUAUCACAGCAACGUGAGGCAUCUCCCCUUAGUAUACACAAGCCACAUCGAGAAGAAGGACGCACUGUGGAAAGUCUUAGAUGGUAGAAGAGGAUAGGGUUACAGUACAUUUAUAUAUAUACAUUGAGAUAAGAGUGUAUAUAUAUAGCAUGUAUAUAGUAUACAGACAGAUGUAGAGCUACAUAGAUAUACGGAUCGCUAGAGGUAUAAGUAGAACAUGAUAUAUGGAAUACGAAAUUAUAGAGUGCCACUAGACUUAAUUAUGCAGCUAUGGUUGUCGACAAUACAAAACGUUAGUACGGUAAUGGUCAAGCUCGCCAGAGAUAAACGCGACGUCCACCCCGACAAUUCUACCUCCCUCGAUUCGUUUGCUCCGCGAAUGAAAUGCGAGUCUCAUCGAUAUAUUUCAUUCACACCAUUUUCACCUGAAGACGGCAAUGAAUUUUUCGUUGUUCCUUUUGGAGCAGCGAGAUUUAAAAACUGCUCCGACUACCGAUUGCUGAUUAAUUAGGAUCCUAAGAGCGUUUUUCUAGCGACUUCGACAUCGAGAUAAGAUUAACGAUCGGUUCUCGAUUCGACAUGUCCGAUUUCGGUUGGAAUCCAAUUGCGAGGGAUGCGAAUGGACCUCGAGAGUGAUCUCUGGCGUAAUCGGAAGUGUGUGUGUAUAUAGAUAUAGAUAUAUAUAUAUAUAUAUAUAUUUGUAUAUAUAUAUAUAUAUAUAUAUAUACCUGAUAGGCAAAUGUUCGUGCUACUGGAGCAAAAUAAUCGCACGGCUUCCGAUCGCGCUCGCAAUCUCGACGCACGCAACGACCGACGCUCGGAUCGAUCGAUCGGCGGAGACAUUACCAACGCAUAUACAAAUUUACUCUGUGGAUCGACUCGAUCCGUUCUCUCCUCUUUCUUUCUCUCUUUAACACCACAUAAACGCCUCUCUUUCGUUUCCCUAUUCAUUUUCUUUUCUAUCUCUUUCUAUCUUUCCUCCUUCGUCAUUUUACCUCGCGCACUCUUCCUCGAAUUCUAAAAAGGUAAUGACGUUGAUCCCAUAGAAUACGUGUUUUAAACAUCUAGGCACAAUUCCUAAUGAUUGUUUUGGGCGAGCUUGUGCGCAAGAAAAUCCUCCUCCUUUACUUCCGAACGGCGGAACUUCGUUUCUCGAUCUUUGGACGCGCCAAGGUGCUCUUCUCCGUUCUAAGACAAUGUCUAUACCGAUUUUUUUUUUUGUUAACGGAAACGUAUAAUGACAGAUAAUUUUCUAACAAACACAUUAUCGUAUAUGUGAAAAAUACGAAUCAUUAAUCUUUCUCAUUUCUUUUCUAAUUCAAAUUUUAUACAUACUAUUUGACAUUAGGUAUUUUGAUUUCAGUUUCAUUUUGAACAUAUUAUUUACUCAAACGAUUGUAAAAGUAAUUAUGCACUUUCCUCGCAUCAUUCUGACAACGAAGAUUCUUCGGACGCGUCGAAAGAUACGAAACACCAAGUUUCGAUCACCCUUUCUUCCUGUGUAGAUCGUUGGUUAAUGAUCGUCGCGUGUGUGAAUCGCGAUUGUCGCGCACCACGUCGUUUGAUCCACAUCAACGCGACGUUCGGGCAGAACAAUGAGGUGAAAUUAAAAAAAACUAGAAGAACAUGAAACAGAGAGCGGGGACAUGAGCGGGGAGGAAGUGUGAGGAUCGCGCGUACAAGGAACGAUACAAAGUUGCCGCGUGCACAUUACGAAUAAGAAAGGAAACAAUAUCGAUCGCACUUGGAAUUAAAUCGACUCGAAGUUCUUCUAGUCACCCUUAUGAAUCGCGCGACAUGGGAAAAGGGCACGGAGGUUAGGGCAGGGAGCGAAAGAUGGUAGCUGGAGACACAGAAAGAACACAAAAAACGGGUAGGUUUAUUUUUUUUCUUCUUUCAAUCGUUUUCUUGACAAAUCGAAUUAAUAUACGUACGUACGUGUACUUUCGUCCCGCUCGCUCGCGAAGUCUUUUUAUUCUCGCUUCGACAUUCGGUGAUAUUGAGGGAUGAUCUGAGAGGGAAUGAAAAAAAAAA